Corythoichthys intestinalis (scribbled pipefish) is the source of this 1028-nucleotide messenger RNA. RefSeq names its product fatty acid-binding protein, intestinal-like. Gene Ontology annotation, biological process: fatty acid transport. Bases 179 to 577 code for a protein of 132 amino acids. The transcript has 4 exons. Gene Ontology annotation, molecular function: long-chain fatty acid binding. Gene Ontology annotation, cellular component: nucleus; cytosol. The record is from RefSeq and is a predicted model, not a curated record. Lineage: Eukaryota; Metazoa; Chordata; Actinopteri; Syngnathiformes; Syngnathidae.
AGUACCGCAGUGUUCCAGGACAGAGAUUGAUGGCCGUACACUCACAGUUGGGGCCCGUUAAAGAUAAAAAAGCGCAUCACGCCAGGGCAGGGCGGGGGCCCGCCGGAGUAUAUAAACCCUGGCGGCCCUGCGUUCCCGAUCCCACGGUCUAAAUCGCAGAGUUGCCCGGACUGCAGCCAUGGCGUUUGACGGAACUUGGAAGGUGGAACACAGCGAGAACUACGACGCAUUCAUGGAACAAAUGGGCAUCAACGUGAUGAAACGCAAACUGGCCGAGCACGACAACCUUAAGAUUAGCAUCCAGCAGAGCGGCAACGACUUCCACAUCAAGGAAUCCAGCACCUUCCGCACCAAAGACAUCCACUUCACGCUCGGGACGCCCUUCGACUACAGCCUGGCCGACGGCACCGAAGUCUCGGGAACGUGGGAACUGGACGGCGACACGCUGAAAGGAAAAUUUACCCGCAAAGACAACAACAAGGUGCUGACCACCACUAGAGUCCUGUUGGGAGAUGAACUUGUACAGAGUUUCAACUAUGAGGGUGUGGACGCCAAGAGGAUUUUCAAGAAGCAGUAACAUUUUUGUUCCGUUUUUUUAUACCCUGUAGAAGCAUAUUUGCAUUGCGAUUAAACAUUAACAUUUUUUUCACUAAAAGAAAUGGUGAUUUUUGCCUAGAAAACGCCAUGUUGUUGCAGCUAUUGUCCACAAGAGGGCAGCAAAGGUAUUAUUUAAAACGUAUUGUUAGCGUGGUUAACGUUUUCACAGCUAUUGACCGUGAUAGUGGGACGCGCCCCAGUCAAACUUGACUGGACGUCCAUCAACGCCAAUGGUGGUCAAUGAGUUAAUUUUUUGCUUUGUUUUGUUCAAAAUGGUUUCAACAAUAAAUCUGAUAUUUUACUUCUACUUUAUGGAUAUUAAUACCUAUUAAUGAAUUGUUUUGUUAUUAUCCUGCCAUGUAAAAUUGUGAUUAUUAUUGAAUUAGCUUUUUCAAUAAAGUACUUUCAUGUAGAGUCUACUUUGUGGCAAA